AUGAUGCACCGAGCUCUGAUUGCAGCCACUUGGGGUCUAGUCACACACAAUGUGAACCAAUCUUCUAUAAAAAAUCACAAUGGCAAUGGUUGUACUUAUCUUCUUCGUGAUGUCGUAACUACUGCUGAUCAGAUGGUCGAAGCCUACAAGGAUAUCGUCGGUGCGCCUGGGGUCUCUGUCUCUGUCUCUAUUGACGGGAACAUUGUUUACUGUAGAGGUUUUGGAUUUGCUGAUGUGGAGCAAGGCGUCAAAGUAACUCCACAAACCAAAUUCAGGAUCGCGAGUAUUAGCAAAUCUUUCACUUCUCUACUUGUCGGUCGUAUGGUUGACCAAGGUCAGCUUAAUCUCGACGCAGACAUAAAGACCUACUUGCCAGGCUUUUCUCCAAGGACAAAGGAGGGGAAUUCUGUUUCAAUAACCAUGCGGCAGCUGCUGAGCCACACAAGUGGUAUUCGCCACUAUCAUAAAUCGAAAGAUGAGAAUGACGAUGAGUAUACGGGGGAGAUGCUAAGCACUAAGGCAUGCGACUCAGCUCUGGACUCCUUGGCCAUAUUUCAAAACGACGCGCUGUUGUAUAGGCCUGGUGAGGACUAUCUCUACAGCACUCACGGUUUUACGGUUGUGGCUGCGGUAUUGGAGGCGAUAAUGAGCAAAAACUACCCACACUAUUCUCUUUUUGAGCGACCAGAUCGUCUGAAGGUGCCUACUGGGAGCGGGAUCGGAAAAAUGCCUGAAGAAGUCAAAUCAUCUUCACUGUUCAAAGAACUAUUUAAAUUCCUGAGUCUUCAAAACACCUGCUUAGAUGAACCUUACAAUAUCGUCCCCUUCCGUGCAAGACCUUAUCGACGAGCAAAGAAAAAUGGACGUUUGGAGAACUCUCCCUGUGUUAACAACUCGUGCAAGUGGUCGGGCGGUGGCCUUCUGUCAACAACUCCAGACCUAGUGAAAAUGGCCAGUCACUUGGCUGACAUCUACAUGGGACGCCUUUGUGACCUUCCACAGCUGGCUGUUGUCUCCCGCGACACCCUUGUGAAUUGUCUCUGGCACCCUAACCGUGGAACAAUUCAAGGGCUGUGGCUCCCUGGCGGCCUCUACGGUCUUGGACGUUCGACCACUCCGAUUGACAAGGCAAAAGACUCCACUCACUCCGACCGCCUCUAUGUGGGUCACACGGGAGGAGCUAUAGGUUUUACCUCCAUUCUCUUCAUGAGUCUGCCGAUCGCCGCAACAUCGACUUCGGAUGAAAGUGACGACCCUUCCUCAGCCUCCCAUCUACCCCCAAUUUGCGUAGCUAUUCUGGCGAAUCUGGAGAAUGCGAAGGGAAUCGGCCAGCUCGCCAUCCAUUUGACGGAGUUAUUCACUGCGGUUCUUCUCACUCCUCAUAUCUGGCCGGCUGCACCAAUAAUAACCGCUGAGGGACCCCUUUCAGCGCCACCGAUAGCAAUUGCUGCUUAG
Molecule: messenger RNA, 1455 nt
Organism: Hydatigera taeniaeformis
Lineage: Eukaryota; Metazoa; Platyhelminthes; Cestoda; Cyclophyllidea; Taeniidae
Source: the annotation of a GenBank genome assembly